AUGGCUCUGCCACCGCCAUCCUCUGGACUCGAACAGCCAUCCCCUGCCGGGACCACCCAAGACGUCACAAGCGCCGCCCACGACGAGAAACAAGAAGCAAACCCCGAGCCACCAGCUGAAGGCCCGUUUCUGAGCCACGAAGACGAGUACCCAGAAGGGGGCAUGCGAGCUUGGUCAGUGGUGCUAGGCUCGUGGUUCGCCUCCUUCUCGGCAUUAGGGAUCUCGAACAGCGUUGCAACCAUCCAUGCCUACAUCAGCUCCCACCAGUUGGCCAGCUAUAGCGAAGGCCAGAUCGGAUGGAUCUUCUCGACGUACAUGUUCCUGAUCUUCUUCUGCGGGAUCUAUGUCGGGCCCAUCUUUGACAAGUACGGAUCGAGGUGGCUGAUAUUGUCUGGAACCAUCUGCGUCGUUGCGGCCCAAAUGUUGCUGAGCAUCUCUACGCGUUUGUUCUUCCCUAAACGCCCCCUGACCCCUUCCCCAAGUGUUCCCCAAACGACCAAGUGUCCUAACUUGUUCAAUUGUCAAGAGUUCUGGCACUUCAUGCUGGCCUUCGGAGUCCUCAACGGCAUCGGCGGCUCCCUCUUGUUCACGCCCUCCCUCGCCGCCAUCGGCCAUUGGUUCUACCACCGUCGAGGCCUCGCCACGGGCAUCGCCUCCACGGGGGGCUGUUUCGGCGGGAUAGUCUACCCCAUGCUGCUCCGCGCCAUGUUCGAGCGCGCGGGCUGGGCCUGGGCGAUCCGCACCGUCGCCUUCAUCGUCCUCGUCUUCUGCGGCGCCGCGAUUCUGCUCAUCGAUACGCGGCUGCCCCCGGCCCCGGAUGCAUCGCCGCAUCCCGACCUCCGCAUCCUGCGAGACCCAGCGUUCGCCCUGACCACGCUCGGCAUCUUCCUUCUCGAGUGGUCGUUGUUCAUACCCCUCACCUACAUCUCCAGCUACGCCAUCCACCAAGGCUUCGAUCUCGACUUCGCGUACCAGAUCCCGACGAUCCUCAACGCCGGCAGCGUGGCUGGUCGGAUCCUCGCCGGCUGGUUCGGCGACUUUGCCGGCCCGUUCAACUCCAACAUCUUGGCCGUUGCCUUGAGCAUUGUGGCCUGCUUGGCCGUGUGGCUGCCCGCGGGGUCGUCUACGGCAGGCAUCGUUGUAUUCGUCGUCCUGUUUGGCUUUGCCAGCGGAAACAACAUUAGCAUUAGCCCCGUUUGUAUCGGGAAGCUCUGCAAGACGGAGAAUUACGGGCGUUAUCAAGCCACAGCGUACACUGUGGCUUCCUUCGCUUGUCUCUUGGACAUUCCUAUUGCUGGCGAGAUCAUUUCUGCGCAGAAUGGCAGUUAUUGGGGGUUGAUCUUGUUUACGGGUCUGAUCUAUGUCCUAUCACUCGUUGCGUUGAUGGCUGCCAAGGUCAGGUGUGCAGGGUGGAAGAUCACCGCCGUGUUCUAG
This is a messenger RNA of Colletotrichum higginsianum IMI 349063, 1434 nucleotides long. Its product is annotated as Riboflavin transporter MCH5. Gene Ontology annotation, molecular function: transmembrane transporter activity. The coding region runs from base 1 to 1434 and encodes 477 amino acids. Gene Ontology annotation, biological process: transmembrane transport. The record is from RefSeq and is a predicted model, not a curated record. NCBI's taxonomy places the organism in Eukaryota, Fungi, Ascomycota, Sordariomycetes, Glomerellales, Glomerellaceae. The transcript has a single exon. Gene Ontology annotation, cellular component: fungal-type vacuole membrane.